Messenger RNA from Branchiostoma floridae (Florida lancelet), 1329 nucleotides. Its product is annotated as ficolin-2-like. Lineage: Eukaryota; Metazoa; Chordata; Leptocardii; Amphioxiformes; Branchiostomatidae. The record is from RefSeq and is a predicted model, not a curated record. The transcript has 6 exons. The coding region runs from base 1 to 1329 and encodes 442 amino acids.
AUGCCGGGAGAUCAACAGCAGUCCCAAACUAGUGACAACGCAGGCUCCACACCCAUGCAGCUGCAGCAGCCCCAGACUGAUUGGCGAUCAAUUGCGGACGCCGCUGCGAACCGCACGUAUCAGGGUGAAGCAAGCGGCCGUGGUGUUCUCUGUAGCUUCAUCCGCUCCCACCGCAGCUGCAUGAUCGCCGGUAUUGCCGUGAUGCUUAGUUUAGUCGGUGUGGGACUCGCCCCUCUGACGUUCAUCAAUAAAGAGCAUCGCGAGUUUAGGCAGACGCUGUGUUCCUUCCCGAGACGCAGCCUUUCAGCAGACGGGCCGGAGAGCGGGGGCCUGCCGCCCGUCCGAUCUGAUCCAACCGGCCGCCGCAGGGCAAAGCGAGCCGCCAACUGUCUCACUCUGCCGUUUGGUGGCUGUCCACAAGGGGCUCCGGAGAUGCCUGGCGUAGGCGGACCGGUUGGCCCCAGCGGUCGUGACGGUCGCGAUGGGAUUCCAGGUCCUGCCGGGCCACCAGGACCUCCCGGCCCGCCCGCCUCAUCUGGGCCGUGCAGCCAACCCGGACCCCCUGGCCUACCUGGUCCCGAGGGCCCACCCGGAUCCAACGGGUCAGAUGGCCGGGACGGAUUCCCUGGACCACCUGGAAGCUGUGAUUGUGACAGUAACGCUGUCAGCCUGAAAGAUUGUGACGACGUCUACAAGGCAGGCCACACCACCAGCAGUGUAUACACCAUCCAGCCAGACGCCAACGGAGCCUCGUUCCGGGUCUACUGUGAGAUGGAAGCCGGGGCCGGCGGCUGGACUGUCCUCCAGAAGCGCUUCGACGGUUCUGUAGAUUUUGUUAAUGACUGGGAAAGUUACAAAAAUGGGUUUGGGGACCUUAGCGGUGAGUUUUGGCUGGGAAACGACAAAAUCUAUCAGAUCUCUAACGAGAAGGUAUACCUUCUGCGCAUUGAUCUGGAGAAUUGGUCCUCAGAAACGGUAUAUGCUGAAUAUGAUAGGUUCUAUAUCGAGGAUGAAGCAGCAAAGUACCGUCUGCAUGUUGGUGCCUAUAGCGGUACUGAUGGGGAUGGUGGGUACGGGUUAAGCUUUCAUGAUGGGGACAGAUUCUCAACACACGACCAGGAUAACGACGAUCGGUUGGGCCAUAACUGCGCAACUGUCCAUGGCGGUCACGGUGGUUGGUGGUAUAAUCGUUGUGACACCGUUAACCUGAACCAGCCGUACAAGCAUGGCGGCGGGGGGAGUGAGGCACAUGGUAUAGAAUGGUGGGCGUGGACAGCUCACCGGAACUCAAUAAAGUCUUCUGUCAUGAAGAUCAGACCUGCUCCUUAG